Messenger RNA from Knipowitschia caucasica, 1827 nucleotides. The record is from the annotation of a GenBank genome assembly. Lineage: Eukaryota; Metazoa; Chordata; Actinopteri; Gobiiformes; Gobiidae.
AUGGAGUUUCGUCAGUUCUCGGAGCAGCAGCCGGCGUUCCGUGUGCUGAAGCCGUGGUGGGACGUGUUCACGGACUACCUGUCUGUCAUCAUGCUCAUGAUCGGGGUGUUCGGCUGUACCCUGCAGGUCAUGCAGGACAAGAUCAUCUGCCUUCCUCGGAGAGUCAGUUCAGAAAACACGAGCGAGGUGGAACUGUUACAUUUGGAGUCUAAUAUUUCAACUGUCUUGAGAGAAAUGAAAGGCCUGAAAACUGAUCUGGACCUACAACAAUACAGCUUCAUUAAUCAAAUGUGUUAUGAAAAGGCCCUACACUGGUACGCCAAAUACUUCCCAUAUUUGGUCCUCAUCCACACGGUCAUAUUUAUGGUGUGUAGCAAUUUCUGGUUCAAAUUUCCCGGAUCCAGCUCAAAAAUAGAGCAUUUUAUAUCCAUGCUCGGGAAGUGUUUUGAUUCACCGUGGACGACCCGCGCUUUGUCCGAAGUUUCUGGGGAAAAUCCAGAAGACAAUGAGAACAAAGAGAACAGCAUCACCAAAUCGAAUAUCCCCAUGUCUCCAGAAGAGGGCAGCCUGGAGAAAACCCAAUCCCUUCGCUCAAUACCCGAAAAGGUUGUCGUCGACAAGGCCUCGGCGAGCGUGCUGGACAAAAAGGAAGGCGAACAAGCCAAAGCUCUUUUCGAGAAGGUGAAGAAGUUUCGUUUGCAUGUGGAAGAAGGCGAUAUUCUCUACCUCAUGUACGUGCGACAAACUGUUUUUAAAUCACUCAAACUGGAAAUCAUCAACAAUGUCACAGUAUCGGCGUCAAUCUCGCAACUGGCAGAUCUUCAGGAGCUGUCUCUUUACCAAUGCUCUUUAAAGAUGCACACAGCGGCUAUCUCCUUUCUCAAAGACAACCUCAAAGUGCUGCGUGUCAAGUUCGACGACAGCCGAGAGUUUCCGAACUGGAUGUAUUGUCUUCGCAACUUGGAGGAACUUUACCUUACCGGACCUUUAAGCACGGAUGCUUCCAAAAAUAUCGUUCUGGAAUCGCUACGGGAGAUGAAGUGUCUCAAAAUCCUCUCGGUAAAAAGCAAUGUGACCAAAAUACCUCAGUCGAUUGCUGAUGUUUCAAGCCAUUUGCUGCGACUGUAUUUACACAAUGACGGCACGAAGUUGGUCAUGCUCAACAACUUGAAGAAAAUGACAAACUUGACGGAGUUGGAGAUUGUGCGAUGCGAUUUGGAACGAAUUCCACAUGCCGUAUUCAGCCUUACGAGCCUGCAAGAGCUGGACUUGAAGGAAAACAACCUUCGCUCAAUAGAGGAAAUCAUUAGUUUUCAGCAUCUGCGCAAGCUAACCUGCCUUAAACUAUGGUACAACAGCAUCAUGUAUAUUCCAGAGCAUAUAAAAAAGCUUACUAGCCUGGAACGCCUCAACUUCAGCCAUAACAAGAUUGAAAUUUUGCCUUCGCACUUGUUCCUAUGCAACAAACUUCGCUACCUGGAUCUAUCCAACAACGACAUCCGAUUCAUCCCCCCAGAAGUAGGCGUGCUCCAAAGUCUUCAGUACUUCUCCGUCACAUGUAACAAAAUUGAAAAUCUACCAGACGAACUGUUCUUUUGCAAAAAACUCAAAACGUUGAAGCUGGGGAAGAACUCUCUGUCAAUAUUAUCGCCUAAGGUUUCGUACCUGGUGGCGUUGACGUAUCUGGAUUUAAAGGGGAACCAUUUUGAGGUGCUUCCACAGGAUUUGUUGUACUGCCGGGCUCUGAAGCGCAGUGGGCUCAUUGUGGAAGAGGCGCUAUUUGAAACGUUGCCUUCUGAUGUCAGGGACCAAAUGAAGGCUGAGUGA